This is a messenger RNA of Oncorhynchus masou masou (cherry salmon), 22144 nucleotides long. RefSeq names its product neuroblast differentiation-associated protein AHNAK-like. Lineage: Eukaryota; Metazoa; Chordata; Actinopteri; Salmoniformes; Salmonidae. Gene Ontology annotation, biological process: regulation of RNA splicing. Bases 411 to 20945 code for a protein of 6844 amino acids. Gene Ontology annotation, molecular function: protein binding. The transcript is spliced from 7 exons. Gene Ontology annotation, cellular component: nucleus; cytoplasm. The record is from RefSeq and is a predicted model, not a curated record.
UCCAACCAUUCUGCAUCGCCCGGAGUAACAGCCACGCAGACUAGAAAAAAAAGGCAACACGCACUCUCUAAGGGGAGAGAGUGAGAAGGGAGGGGAGAGAGAAAAACGCCCUGGACACGGAGGGAGACUCGGGUUGAUAGAGAAAGACAAGUAUUUUAGAAGUGAGAAAGAACGUUUGAUUGGGAAGAAGAAGACGUGCUUUUAUCGACUGCUGGGACAGCAGGAGGGGAAGAGGACAUUGCCAACGAUGCUCAAGUUGCUGUGUUGAAGUUGUUGCAGCUCAGACUGCUCAGACAAACAGGAAACAAAGAGACAGAGCCCUUGGCCUUGCUUGAGCAAUCCAAAGUACUAAAACCAAGGCAGAAACAAACCACACCAGAGCAUAGGCAAAGGACAAGAAAAAACAAAGGAUGGCUGAAGAGGAGGAAACCAGGGAGGUGCUCUUCUCUGACUGGUCGGGUCCAGAGAAACAGGGAAUGACCCUCGAGCAGUCAGGCGAAGGAGAGAUCUAUGUCAAAGAGGUGAAAAUGGAGUCGCCUGCUGGACGCACUGGAAGAGUACACGAGGGUGAUCAAAUUGUGGGUGCCACCAUCUAUUUUGACAACAUGAGUUCCGAGGAGACAGCGGAGCUCCUCAAGACCUUAAACAAACACAAGGUUGGACUGAAACUACAGAACAAGGACAAGUCACCAUGCCGCUCCCCCAUGGGCACUCUGUCACCCAGCCGAUCCCCCAUGGGCACUCUGUCGUAUGAAGGGAAGGGAAGGUUUGGAGGCUCCAGUCAAGGCAGUAUCCUGAGCGGGGACGAUGAAGAUUACAAGAGAAUAUAUUCCAAGAAGAUUAAGCCCCGACUGAAGUCUGAGGAUCUGGCGGACGGCGUGGACGUCCGUACGGAGCGCCACAGCAGCACCAGCACCGACGGCAGCACGAUCACCACCGUCACCCGGCGCAUCACUACCUACUCUGUAGACAUGCCAGGGGGCGUGGACGAGCAGCUUGAGCUCACCGGGCCAGAGUUCAAAGGGAACCGAUAUGAGCAGUCAGAAGGGGGCAGCUCGACUCAAAUACGAGUUUUACAUGGAAGCGGAAGCUCUUCAGGUGUAGGAGGUGGAUUGGAGGGGGGUGAUUUUGAACUAGGAGGUGAUGGUGUUUCCUUCACUGGGCCGGAUGUAACUAGCUCUUCUGAGAAGCACUGGAGCACUGGAGGGGUGAAGACCACCACUGUAACGAGGGAGAUAGAGGGGGGAGAUGGUGGAGCAGCAGGGAUCAGAUUCAAAGGACCGAGCUUUGGAAUGUCGGGGGUGAAGGGUCAGCGAGAGUUCGGCCUCUAUAGAGGGGGUCAGCAGGGCGACGGGAGCUUUCAGGUUUCAGGUGACUCAGCUGACUACCAGGCAGGAUCAGUCACUGUCACGGCACCUGAAAAAACAACAAAUAUUUCAUCCAGCUCCAUAUCAAUGGGUAAAGGGGAGGUGAGAGGAGUAGACGUUCAUUUGCCUGGUAGAGGCAGUGCAGACUGGCAGGGGAGGGUCGGAGGCUCAGUACCUGGAAUAACCAUUAGUGAUCAACAGGUGAGAGGGUCUGGGAGCGUAGGUCACUCCAGAGGCAACCAGGGUGGAGUUUCCUUACCCAGCAUGCCAGGCAUUGAUGCAGGGUUGAAUGGAGGGAAGAUAUCAACAGACAUAAGAGCGCAAACACUUGACAUCAAUACGGGCAUAAAGGAGUCUGGCUCAGUGAAAACGUCUGUAAAAGGAACAUUGGUAAAAGGAACAACCAUUGAAAAUGAAAGCAAACUUAAAGGUGGCAUCAAAAUGCCAUCAUUUGGACUGAACAUUGCAGGUACAGAAAGCGAUAGAGAUGUGAAACUACCGAAGGUGAAGGGUAGUGGGGAUGUUUCGGUUCCCGGGGUAGAUGGAGAUGUAUCAGGCCCAUCCAUGAAUGUUAAAGCAGGGAAACAGAUAGGUGGUUUUGAUAUCAAAGCACCUAAAGUAGACAUUAGGGUUUCAGGUGUUGAUGUUCAUGAUCCAGAAAGAGGUUUCAAGAUACCCAAAGUAAAGAUGCCAUCAUUUGGAAUCAAAGGAUCGGGACGUGAGGGUCCUGAUGUCGAUGUCAACCUACCAAAAACUGACAUAGACAUCAAGCCUCCCAAAGUAGAAAUUAAAGGUCCAGAACUUGACAUUGAAGGCCCAGAUGGUAAAAUGAAAGGGUCAAAAUUCAAGAUGCCGACAACAUCAGGACCAAACAUCUCAAUGCCUGAUGUUGACUUCAACCUGAAAGGUCCAAAGAUGAAAGGAGAUUUUGAUGUGUCAGGGCCCAAGAUAGAAGGAGACCUCAAAGCACCCAAAGUAGACAUAGAGGGCCCAGAUCUUGACAUUGAAGGUUCAGGAGGAUUUAAGAUGCCAAAGAUGAAGAUGCCAUCAUUUGGAUUCAAAGGUCCUAAAUUGGAGGGUCCAGAUGUUGAUGUUAACCUGCCAACAGCUGAUAUAGACAUCAAAGCGCCCAAAGUGGAUAUUAAAGGUCCAGAACUUGACAUUGAAGGUUCAGGAGGAUUUAAGAUGCCAAAGAUGAAGAUGCCUUCAUUUGGAAUCAAAGGACCCAAACUGGAGGGUCCAGAUGUUGAUGUCAAACUACCUAAAGGUGACAUUGAAAUAAAGGGACCCAACGUUGACAUCAAAGGUCCAGAACUGGACAUUGAAGGCCCCGAUGGAAAAAUCAAGGGCCCACAAUUCAAGAUGCCUUCCAUAUCAGGACCAAAGAUCUCAAUGCCUGACAUGGACAUCAAUCUUAAAGGGCCAAAGACGAAGGGUGAUGUGAAUGUGUCAAUGCCAAAGAUAAAAGGAGAUAUAACAGCGCCCAAAGUAGACAUUGAAGGUCCAGAUGUUGACAUUGAAGGUUCAGGAGGAUUUAAGAUACCAAAGAUGAAGAUGCCAUCAUUUGGAUACAAAGGUCCUAAAUUGGAGGGUCCAGAUGUUGAUGUUAACCUACCAAAAGCUGAUAUUGACAUCAAAGCGCCCAAAGUGGACAUUAAAGGUCCAGAACUUGACAUUGAAGGCUCUGAUGGUAAAAUCAAAGGGCCGAAACUCAAGAUGCCAUCAAUAUCAGGACCAAAGAUCUCCAUGCCUGAUAUGGACUUCAAUCUGAAAGGUCCCAAGAUGAAGGGAGAUGUUGAUAUGUCAGGAGAACUUAAAGCACCCAAAGUAGACAUUGAAGGUCCAGAUCUUGACAUUGAAGGUCCAGAUGGAAAAAUCAAAGGGCCAAAAUUCAAGAUGCCAUCAAUUUCAGGACCGAAGAUCUCCAUGCCUGAUGUGGACUUCAAUCUGAAAGGUCCAAAGAUGAAGGGAGAUUUCGAUGUGUCAGGGCCCAAAAUAGAAGGAGACCUCAAAGCACCCAAAGUAGACAUAGAGGGCCCAGAUCUUGACAUUGAAGGUUCAGGAGGAUUUAAGAUGCCAAAGAUGAAGAUGCCAUCAUUUGGAUUCAAAGGUCCUAAAUUGGAGGGUCCAGAUGUUGAUGUUAACCUGCCAACAGCUGAUAUAGACAUCAAAGCGCCCAAAGUGGAUAUUAAAGGUCCAGAACUUGACAUUGAAGGUUCAGGAGGAUUUAAGAUGCCAAAGAUGAAGAUGCCGUCUUUUGGAUUCAAAGGUCCUAAAUUGGAGGGUCCAGAUGUUGAUGUUAACCUACCAAAAGCUGAUAUAGACAUCAAAGCGCCCAAAGUGGACAUUAAAGGUCCAGAACUUGACAUUGAAGGCCCUGAUGAUAAAAUCAAAGGGCCGAAAUUCAAGAUGCCGUCAAUGUCAGGACCAAAUAUCUCCAUGCCUGAUGUGGACUUCAACCUGAAAGGUCCCAAGAUGAAGGGAGAUGUUGAUAUGUCAGGAGAACUUAAAGAACCCAAAGUAGACAUUGAAAGUCCAGAUCUUGAAAUUGAAGGUCCAGAUGGAAAAAUCAAAGGGCCAAAGUUCAAGAUGCCAUCAAUUUCAGGACCGAAGAUCUCCAUGCCUGAUGUGGACUUCAAUCUGAAAGGUCCAAAGAUGAAGGGAGAUUUCGAUGUGUCAGGGCCCAAAAUAGAAGGAGACCUCAAAGCACCCAAAGUAGACAUAGAGGGCCCAGAUCUUGACAUUGAAGGUUCAGGAGGAUUUAAGAUGCCAAAGAUGAAGAUGCCAUCAUUUGGAUUCAAAGGUCCUAAAUUGGAGGGUCCAGAUGUUGAUGUUAACCUGCCAACAGCUGAUAUAGACAUCAAAGCGCCCAAAGUGGACAUUAAAGGUCCAGAACUUGACAUUGAAGGCCCUGAUGGUAAAAUCAAAGGGCCGAAAUUCAAGAUGCCGUCAAUGUCAGGACCAAAGAUCUCCAUGCCUGAUGUGGAUUUCAACCUAAAAGGUCCCAAGAUGAAGGGAGAUUUCGACGUGUCAGGGCCCAAGAUAGAAGGAGACCUCAAAGCACCCAAAGUAGACAUAGAGGGGCCAGAUCUUGACAUUGAAGGUUCCGGAGGAUUUAAGAUGCCAAAGAUGAAGAUGCCAUCAUUUGGAUUCAAAGGUCCUAAAUUGGAGGGUCCAGAUGUUGAUGUUAACCUGCCAACAGCUGAUAUAGACAUCAAAGUGCCCAAAGUGGACAUUAAAGGUCCAGAACUUGACAUUGAAGGCCCUGAUGGUAAAAUCAAAGGGCCAAAAUUCAAGAUGCCAUCAAUAUCAGGACCAAAGAUCUCCAUGCCUGAUAUGGACUUCAAUCUGAAAGGUCCCAAGAUGAAGGGAGAUGUUGAUAUGUCAGGAGAACUUAAAGCACCCAAAGUAAACAUUGAAGGUCCAGAUCUUGACAUUGAAGGUCCAGAUGGAAAAAUCAAAGGGCCAAAAUUCAAGAUGCCAUCAAUUUCAGGACCGAAGAUCUCCAUGCCUGAUGUGGACUUCAAUCUGAAAGGUCCAAAGAUGAAGGGAGAUGUCGAUGUGUCAGGGCCCAAGAUAGAAGGAGACCUCAAAGCACCCAAAGUAGACAUAGAGGGGCCAGAUCUUGACAUUGAAGGUUCAGGAGGAUUUAAGAUGCCAAAGAUGAAGAUGCCAUCAUUUGGAUUCAAAGGUCCUAAAUUGGAGGGUCCAGAUGUUGAUGUUAACCUGCAAAAAGCUGAUAUAGACAUCAAAGCGCCCAAAGUGGACAUUAAAGGUCCAGAACUUGACAUUGAAGGUUCAGGAGGAUUUAAGAUGCCAAAGAUGAAGAUGCCAUCAUUUGGAUUCAAAGGUCCUAAAUUGGAGGGUCCAGAUGUUGAUGUUAACCUGCCAACAGCUGAUAUAGACAUCAAAGCGCCCAAAGUGGACAUUAAAGGUCCAGAACUUGACAUUGAAGGCCCUGAUGGUAAAAUCAAAGGGCCGAAAUUCAAGAUGCCGUCAAUGUCAGGACCAAAGAUCUCCAUGCCUGAUGUGGACUUCAACCUGAAAGGUCCCAAGAUGAAGGGAGAUGUUGAUAUGUCAGGAGAACUUAAAGCACCCAAAGUUGACAUUGAAGGUCCAGAACUUGACAUUGAAGGUCCAGAUGGAAAAAUCAAAGGGCCAAAAUUCAAGAUGCCAUCAAUUUCAGGACCGAAGAUCUCCAUGCCUGUGGUGGAUAUCAACCUAAAAGGUCCAAAGAUGAAGGGAGAUUUCGAUGUGUCAGGGCCCAAAAUAGAAGGAGACCUCAAAGCACCCAAAUUAGACAUAGAGGGCCCAGAUCUUGACAUUGAAGGUUCAGGAGGAUUUAAGAUGCCAAAGAUGAAGAUGCCUUCAUUUGGAUUCAAAGGUCCUAAAUUGGAGGGUCCAGAUGUUGAUGUUAACCUGCCAACAGCUGAUAUAGACAUCAAAGCGCCCAAAGUGGACAUUAAAGGUCCAGAACUUGACAUUGAAGGCCCUGAUGGAAAAAUCAAAGGGCCGAAAUUCAAGAUGCCAUCAAUAUCAGGACCAAAGAUCUCCAUGCCUGAUGUGGACUUCAACCUGAAAGGUCCCAAGAUGAAGGGAGAUGUUGAUAUGUCAGGAGAACUUAAAGCACCCAAAGUUGACAUUGAAGGUCCAGAUCUUGACAUUGAAGGUCCAGAUGGAAAAAUCAAAGGGCCAAAAUUCAAGAUGCCAUCAAUUUCAGGACCAAAGAUCUCCAUGCCUGAUGUGGACUUCAAUCUGAAAGGUCCAAAGAUGAAGGGAGAUUUCGAUGUGUCAGGGCCCAAAAUAGAAGGAGACCUCAAAGCACCCAAAUUAGACAUAGAGGGCCCAGAUCUUGACAUUGAAGGUUCAGGAGGAUUUAAGAUGCCAAAGAUGAAGAUGCCAUCAUUUGGAUUCAAAGGUCCUAAAUUGGAGGGUCCAGAUGUUGAUGUUAACCUGCCAACAGCUGAUAUAGACAUCAAAGCGCCCAAAGUGGACAUUAAAGGUCCAGAACUUGACAUUGAAGGCCCUGAUGGUAAAAUCAAAGGGCCGAAAUUCAAGAUGCCGUCAAUGUCAGGACCAAAGAUCUCCAUGCCUGAUGUGGAUUUCAACCUAAAAGGUCCCAAGAUGAAGGGAGAUUUCGACGUGUCAGGGCCCAAGAUAGAAGGAGACCUCAAAGCACCCAAAGUAGACAUAGAGGGGCCAGAUCUUGACAUUGAAGGUUCCGGAGGAUUUAAGAUGCCAAAGAUGAAGAUGCCAUCAUUUGGAUUCAAAGGUCCUAAAUUGGAGGGUCCAGAUGUUGAUGUUAACCUGCCAACAGCUGAUAUAGACAUCAAAGUGCCCAAAGUGGACAUUAAAGGUCCAGAACUUGACAUUGAAGGCCCUGAUGGUAAAAUCAAAGGGCCAAAAUUCAAGAUGCCAUCAAUAUCAGGACCAAAGAUCUCCAUGCCUGAUAUGGACUUCAAUCUGAAAGGUCCCAAGAUGAAGGGAGAUGUUGAUAUGUCAGGAGAACUUAAAGCACCCAAAGUAGACAUUGAAGGUCCAGAUCUUGACAUUGAAGGUCCAGAUGGAAAAAUCAAAGGGCCAAAAUUCAAGAUGCCAUCAAUUUCAGGACCGAAGAUCUCCAUGCCUGAUGUGGACUUCAAUCUGAAAGGUCCAAAGAUGAAGGGAGAUGUCGAUGUGUCAGGGCCCAAGAUAGAAGGAGACCUCAAAGCACCCAAAGUAGACAUAGAGGGGCCAGAUCUUGACAUUGAAGGUUCAGGAGGAUUUAAGAUGCCAAAGAUGAAGAUGCCAUCAUUUGGAUUCAAAGGUCCUAAAUUGGAGGGUCCAGAUGUUGAUGUUAACCUGCAAAAAGCUGAUAUAGACAUCAAAGCGCCCAAAGUGGACAUUAAAGGUCCAGAACUUGACAUUGAAGGUUCAGGAGGAUUUAAGAUGCCAAAGAUGAAGAUGCCGUCUUUUGGAUUCAAAGGUCCUAAAUUGGAGGGUCCAGAUGUUGAUGUUAACCUACCAAAAGCUGAUAUAGACAUCAAAGCGCCCAAAGUGGACAUUAAAGGUCCAGAACUUGACAUUGAAGGCCCUGAUGGUAAAAUCAAAGGGCCGAAAUUCAAGAUGCCAUCAAUAUCAGGACCAAAGAUCUCCAUGCCUGAUGUGGACUUCAACCUGAAAGGUCCCAAGAUGAAGGGAGAUGUUGAUAUGUCAGGAGAACUUAAAGCACCCAAAGUUGACAUUGAAGGUCCAGAUCUUGACAUUGAAGGUCCAGAUGGAAAAAUCAAAGGGCCAAAAUUCAAGAUGCCAUCAAUUUCAGGACCAAAGAUCUCCAUGCCUGAUGUGGAUUUCAACCUAAAAGGUCCCAAGAUGAAGGGAGAUUUCGACGUGUCAGGGCCCAAGAUAGAAGGAGACCUCAAAGCACCCAAAGUAGACAUAGAGGGGCCAGAUCUUGACAUUGAAGGUUCCGGAGGAUUUAAGAUGCCAAAGAUGAAGAUGCCAUCAUUUGGAUUCAAAGGUCCUAAAUUGGAGGGUCCAGAUGUUGAUGUUAACCUGCCAACAGCUGAUAUAGACAUCAAAGUGCCCAAAGUGGACAUUAAAGGUCCAGAACUUGACAUUGAAGGCCCUGAUGGUAAAAUCAAAGGGCCAAAAUUCAAGAUGCCAUCAAUAUCAGGACCAAAGAUCUCCAUGCCUGAUAUGGACUUCAAUCUGAAAGGUCCCAAGAUGAAGGGAGAUGUUGAUAUGUCAGGAGAACUUAAAGCACCCAAAGUAGACAUUGAAGGUCCAGAUCUUGACAUUGAAGGUCCAGAUGGAAAAAUCAAAGGGCCAAAAUUCAAGAUGCCAUCAAUUUCAGGACCGAAGAUCUCCAUGCCUGAUGUGGACUUCAAUCUGAAAGGUCCAAAGAUGAAGGGAGAUGUCGAUGUGUCAGGGCCCAAGAUAGAAGGAGACCUCAAAGCACCCAAAGUAGACAUAGAGGGGCCAGAUCUUGACAUUGAAGGUUCAGGAGGAUUUAAGAUGCCAAAGAUGAAGAUGCCAUCAUUUGGAUUCAAAGGUCCUAAAUUGGAGGGUCCAGAUGUUGAUGUUAACCUGCAAAAAGCUGAUUUAGACAUCAAAGCGCCCAAAGUGGACAUUAAAGGUCCAGAACUUGACAUUGAAGGUUCAGGAGGAUUUAAGAUGCCAAAGAUGAAGAUGCCGUCUUUUGGAUUCAAAGGUCCUAAAUUGGAGGGUCCAGAUGUUGAUGUUAACCUACCAAAAGCUGAUAUAGACAUCAAAGCGCCCAAAGUGGACAUUAAAGGUCCAGAACUUGACAUUGAAGGCCCUGAUGGUAAAAUCAAAGGGCCGAAAUUCAAGAUGCCGUCAAUGUCAGGACCAAAGAUCUCCAUGCCUGAUGUGGACUUCAACCUGAAAGGUCCCAAGAUGAAGGGAGAUGUUGAUAUGUCAGGAGAACUUAAAGCACCCCAAGUUGACAUUGAAGGUCCAGAACUUGACAUUGAAGGUCCAGAUGGAAAAAUCAAAGGGCCAAAAUUCAAGAUGCCAUCAAUUUCAGGACCGAAGAUCUCCAUGCCUGUGGUGGAUUUCAACCUAAAAGGUCCAAAGAUGAAGGGAGAUUUCGAUGUGUCAGGGCCCAAAAUAGAAGGAGACCUCAAAGCACCCAAAUUAGACAUAGAGGGCCCAGAUCUUGACAUUGAAGGUUCAGGAGGAUUUAAGAUGCCAAAGAUGAAGAUGCCUUCAUUUGGAUUCAAAGGUCCUAAAUUGGAGGGUCCAGAUGUUGAUGUUAACCUGCCAACAGUUGAUAUAGACAUCAAAGCGCCCAAAGUGGACAUUAAAGGUCCAGAACUUGACAUUGAAGGCCCUGAUGGUAAAAUCAAAGGGCCGAAAUUCAAGAUGCCAUCAAUAUCAGGACCAAAGAUCUCCAUGCCUGAUGUGGACUUCAACCUGAAAGGUCCCAAGAUGAAGGGAGAUGUUGAUAUGUCAGGAGAACUUAAAGCACCCAAAGUUGACAUUGAAGGUCCAGAUCUUGACAUUGAAGGUCCAGAUGGAAAAAUCAAAGGGCCAAAAUUCAAGAUGCCAUCAAUUUCAGGACCAAAGAUCUCCAUGCCUGAUGUGGACUUCAAUCUGAAAGGUCCAAAGAUGAAGGGAGAUUUCGAUGUGUCAGGGCCCAAAAUAGAAGGAGACCUCAAAGCACCCAAAUUAGACAUAGAGGGCCCAGAUCUUGACAUUGAUGGUUCAGGAGGAUUUAAGAUGCCAAAGAUGAAGAUGCCAUCAUUUGGAUUCAAAGGUCCUAAAUUGGAGGGUCCAGAUGUUGAUGUUAACCUGCCAACAGCUGAUAUAGACAUCAAAGCGCCCAAAGUGGACAUUAAAGGUCCAGAACUUGACAUUGAAGGCCCUGAUGGUAAAAUCAAAGGGCCGAAAUUCAAGAUGCCGUCAAUGUCAGGACCAAAGAUCUCCAUGCCUGAUGUGGAUUUCAACCUAAAAGGUCCCAAGAUGAAGGGAGAUUUCGACGUGUCAGGGCCCAAGAUAGAAGGAGACCUCAAAGCACCCAAAGUAGACAUAGAGGGUCCAGAUCUUGACAUUGAAGGUUCCGGAGGAUUUAAGAUGCCAAAGAUGAAGAUGCCAUCAUUUGGAUUCAAAGGUCCUAAAUUGGAGGGUCCAGAUGUUGAUGUUAACCUGCCAACAGCUGAUAUAGACAUCAAAGUGCCCAAAGUGGACAUUAAAGGUCCAGAACUUGACAUUGAAGGCCCUGAUGGUAAAAUCAAAGGGCCAAAAUUCAAGAUGCCAUCAAUAUCAGGACCAAAGAUCUCCAUGCCUGAUAUGGACUUCAAUCUGAAAGGUCCCAAGAUGAAGGGAGAUGUUGAUAUGUCAGGAGAACUUAAAGCACCCAAAGUAGACAUUGAAGGUCCAGAUCUUGACAUUGAAGGCCCAGAUGGAAAAAUCAAAGGGCCAAAAUUCAAGAUGCCAUCAAUUUCAGGACCGAAGAUCUCCAUGCCUGAUGUGGACUUCAAUCUGAAAGGUCCAAAGAUGAAGGGAGAUGUCGAUGUGUCAGGGCCCAAGAUAGAAGGAGACCUCAAAGCACCCAAAGUAGACAUAGAGGGCCCAGAUCUUGACAUUGAAGGUUCAGGAGGAUUUAAGAUGCCAAAGAUGAAGAUGCCAUCAUUUGGAUUCAAAGGUCCUAAAUUGGAGGGUCCAGAUGUUGAUGUUAACCUGCCAACUGCUGAUAUAGACAUCAAAGCGCCCAAAGUGGACAUUAAAGGUCCAGAACUUGACAUUGAAGGUUCAGGAGGAUUUAAGAUGCCAAAGAUGAAGAUGCCGUCUUUUGGAUUCAAAGGUCCUAAAUUGGAGGGUCCAGAUGUUGAUGUUAACCUACCAAAAGCUGAUAUAGACAUCAAAGCGCCCAAAGUGGACAUUAAAGGUCCAGAACUUGACAUUGAAGGCCCUGAUGGUAAAAUCAAAGGGCCGAAAUUCAAGAUGCCAUCAAUAUCAGGACCAAAGAUCUCCAUGCCUGAUGUGGACUUCAACCUGAAAGGUCCCAAGAUGAAGGGAGAUGUUGAUAUGUCAGGAGAACUUAAAGCACCCAAAGUAGACAUUGAAGGUCCAGAUCUUGACAUUGAAGGUCCAGAUGGAAAAAUCAAAGGGCCAAAAUUCAAGAUGCCAUCAAUUUCAGGACCGAAGAUCUCCAUGCCUGAUGUGGACUUCAAUCUGAAAGGUCCAAAGAUGAAGGGAGAUGUCGAUGUGUCAGGGCCCAAGAUAGAAGGAGACCUCAAAGCACCCAAAGUAGACAUAGAGGUGCCAGAUCUUGACAUUGAAGGUUCAGGAGGAUUUAAGAUGCCAAAGAUGAAGAUGCCAUCAUUUGGAUUCAAAGGUCCUAAAUUGGAGGGUCCAGAUGUUGAUGUUAACCUGCAAAAAGCUGAUAUAGACAUCAAAGCGCCCAAAGUGGACAUUAAAGGUCCAGAACUUGACAUUGAAGGUUCAGGAGGAUUUAAGAUGCCAAAGAUGAAGAUGCCGUCUUUUGGAUUCAAAGGUCCUAAAUUGGAGGGUCCAGAUGUUGAUGUUAACCUACCAACAGCUGAUAUAGACAUCAAAGCGCCCAAAGUGGACAUUAAAGGUCCAGAACUUGACAUUGAAGGCCCUGAUGGUAAAAUCAAAGGGCCGAAAUUCAAGAUGCCGUCAAUGUCAGGACCGAAGAUCUCCAUGCCUGACGUGGACUUCAACCUGAAAGGUCCCAAGAUGAAGGGAGAUGUUGAUAUGUCAGGAGAACUUAAAGCACCCCAAGUUGACAUUGAAGGUCCAGAUCUUGACAUUGAAGGUCCAGAUGGAAAAAUCAAAGGGCCAAAAUUCAAGAUGCCAUCAAUUUCAGGACCAAAGAUCUCCAUGCCUGAUGUGGACUUCAAUCUGAAAGGUCCAAAGAUGAAGGGAGAUUUUGAUGUGUCAGGGCCCAAGAUAGAAGGAGACCUCAAAGCACCCAAAUUAGACAUAGAGGGCCCAGAUCUUGACAUUGAAGGUUCAGGAGGAUUUAAGAUGCCAAAGAUGAAGAUGCCUUCAUUUGGAUUCAAAGGUCCUAAAUUGGAGGGUCCAGAUGUUGAUGUUAACCUGCCAACAGCUGAUAUAGACAUCAAAGUGCCCAAAGUGGACAUUAAAGGUCCAGAACUUGACAUUGAAGGCCCUGAUGGUAAAAUCAAAGGGCCGAAAUUCAAGAUGCCAUCAAUGUCAGGACCAAAGAUCUCCAUGCCUGAUGUGGAUUUCAACCUAAAAGGUCCCAAGAUGAAGGGAGAUUUCGACGUGUCAGGGCCCAAGAUAGAAGGAGACCUCAAAGCACCCAAAGUAGACAUAGAGGGGCCAGAUCUUGACAUUGAAGGUUCAGGAGGAUUUAAGAUGCCAAAGAUGAAGAUGCCAUCAUUUGGAUUCAAAGGUCCUAAAUUGGAGGGUCCAGAUGUUGAUGUUAACCUGCCAACAGCUGAUAUAGACAUCAAAGCGCCCAAAGUGGACAUUAAAGGUCCAGAACUUGACAUUGAAGGUUCAGGAGGAUUUAAGAUGCCAAAGAUGAAGAUGCCGUCUUUUGGAUUCAAAGGUCCUAAAUUGGAGGGUCCAGAUGUUGAUGUUAACCUGCCAACAGCUGAUAUAGACAUCAAAGCGCCCAAAGUGGACAUUAAAGUUCCAGAACUUGACAUUGAAGGCCCUGAUGGUAAAAUCAAAGGGCCGAAAUUCAAGAUGCCGUCAAUGUCAGGACCAAAGAUCUCCAUGCCUGAUGUGGAUUUCAACCUAAAAGGUCCCAAGAUGAAGGGAGAUUUCGACGUGUCAGGGCCCAAGAUAGAAGGAGACCUCAAAGCACCCAAAGUAGACAUAGAGGGUCCAGAUCUUGACAUUGAAGGUUCAGGAGGAUUUAAGAUGCCAAAGAUGAAGAUGCCAUCAUUUGGAUUCAAAGGUCCUAAAUUGGAGGGUCCAGAUGUUGAUGUUAACCUGCCAACAGCUGAUAUAGACAUCAAAGUGCCCAAAGUGGACAUUAAAGGUCCAGAACUUGACAUUGAAGGCCCUGAUGGUAAAAUCAAAGGGCCAAAAUUCAAGAUGCCAUCAAUAUCAGGACCAAAGAUCUCCAUGCCUGAUAUGGACUUCAAUCUGAAAGGUCCCAAGAUGAAGGGAGAUGUUGAUAUGUCAGGAGAACUUAAAGCACCCAAAGUAGACAUUGAAGGUCCAGAUCUUGACAUUGAAGGCCCAGAUGGAAAAAUCAAAGGGCCAAAAUUCAAGAUGCCAUCAAUUUCAGGACCGAAGAUCUCCAUGCCUGAUGUGGACUUCAAUCUGAAAGGUCCAAAGAUGAAGGGAGAUGUCGAUGUGUCAGGGCCCAAGAUAGAAGGAGACCUCAAAGCACCCAAAGUAGACAUAGAGGGCCCAGAUCUUGACAUUGAAGGUUCAGGAGGAUUUAAGAUGCCAAAGAUGAAGAUGCCAUCAUUUGGAUUCAAAGGUCCUAAAUUGGAGGGUCCAGAUGUUGAUGUUAACCUGCCAACUGCUGAUAUAGACAUCAAAGCGCCCAAAGUGGACAUUAAAGGUCCAGAACUUGACAUUGAAGGCCCUGAUGGUAAAAUCAAAGGGCCGAAAUUCAAGAUGCCAUCAAUAUCAGGACCAAAGAUCUCCAUGCCUGAUGUGGACUUCAAUCUGAAAGGUCCCAAGAUGAAGGGAGAUGUUGAUAUGUCAGGAGAACUUAAAGCACCCAAAGUAGACAUUGAAGGUCCAGAUCUUGACAUUGAAGGUCCAGAUGGAAAAAUCAAAGGGCCAAAAUUCAAGAUGCCAUCAAUUUCAGGACCGAAGAUCUCCAUGCCCGAUGUGGACUUCAAUCUGAAAGGUCCAAAAAUGAAGGGAGACGUGGACAUGUCUGUGCCAAUGAUUGAAGGUGACCUGAAAGCACCCAAGGUUGAUAUUGAAGUUCCAGAUGUUGACAUUGAAGGUUCAGGAGGAUUUAAGAUGCCAAAGAUGAAGAUGCCCUCCAUUUCUGGCCCCAAAAUGUCGAUGCCUGAUAUUGAUUUCAAUCUCAAAGGGCCAAAGUUCAAGGGGGGAGUUGAGGGAGAAAUCAGUACACCCAAAGCUGAAUUUGAUGGAUUGGAUGUCUCAAUUGAGAGUCCUGACAUUACACCAAAGAAGUCUAAGUUCAAAAUGCCAAAGUUUGGAUUCGGAGGGCCAAAAGUCAAGUCUCCUGAGGUUGAUGUAAAUCUAGCAAAAGUAGAUAUUAAUGUCAAAGGACCGAAAGGUAGUGUGUCAGACCUUGAGCUUGAUGUUGGGGCUACCAGCCCUAAGGCCAAAGGAUCCAAAUUCAAAAUGCCAAAAUUUGGAUUCAGAAGCCCGAAAGUAGAGAUACCAGAUAUAGAUAUUAACAUACCUAAAUCUGAUGUCGGCAUUAAGGGACCCAGUGUUGACAUUAAUGUUCCGGAAAUUGACAUUGAAUGCCCUGAUGGCAAAAUCAAGGGCCCAAAAUUCAAGAUGCCAUCAAUAUCAGGACCAAAGAUCUCUAUGCCUGAUAUGGACUUUGACCUGAAAGGUCCAAAGAUGAAGGGAGAUGUGGACUUGUCUGUGCCAAUGAUUGAAGGAGAACUCAAAGCACCCAAAGUAGACAUUGAAGGUCCAGAUGUUGACAUUGAAGGUUCAGGAGGAUUUAAGAUGCCAAAGAUGAAGAUGCCAUCAUUUGGAUUCAAAGGACCCAAACUGGAGGGGCCAGAUGUUGAUAUCAACCUUCCUAAAGCUGACAUUGAUAUUAAGGGGCCCAACGUUGACAUCAAAGGUCCAGAACUGGACAUUGAAGGCCCAGAUGGUAAAAUCAAAGGUCCGAAAUUCAAGAUGCCUUCCAUAUCAGGACCAAAGAUCUCCAUGCCUGAUGUGGACUUCAACCUGAAAGGUCCAAAGAUGAAGGGAGAUGUUGAUAUGUCAGGAGACCUCAAAGCCCCCAAAGUAGACAUUAAAGGUCCAGAUGUUGACAUCGAAGGUUCAGGAGGAUUUAAGAUGCCAAAGAUGAAAAUGCCAUCCUUUGGAUUCAAAGGACCUAACCUGGAGGGUCCGGAUGUCGAUCUCAACCUACCUAAAGCUGACAUUAAUGUUGAAGGUCCAGAAAUUGACAUUGAAGGGUAUGAUGGUAAAAUCAGAGGGCCAAAAUUCAAGAUGCCUUCAAUGUCAGGACCAAAGGUAUCAAUGCCAGAUAUGGAUUUCAACCUGAAAGGUCCAAAGGUAAAGGGAGAUUUUGAUGUGUCAGUCCCCAAGAUCGAAGGAGACCUCAAAGCACCCAAAGUAGACAUUGAAGGUCCAGAUGUUGACAUUGAAGGUUCAGGAGGAUUUAAGAUGCCAAAGAUGAAGAUGCCAUCAUUUGGAUUCAAAGGACCCAAACUGGAGGGGCCAGAUGUUGAUAUCAACCUUCCUAAAGCUGACAUUGAUAUUAAGGGGCCCAACGUUGACAUCAAAGGUCCAGAACUGGACAUUGAAGGCCCAGAUGGUAAAAUCAAAGGUCCGAAAUUCAAGAUGCCUUCCAUAUCAGGACCAAAGAUCUCCAUGCCUGAUGUGGACUUCAACCUGAAAGGUCCAAAGAUGAAGGGAGAUGUUGAUAUGUCAGGAGACCUCAAAGCACCCAAAGUAGACAUUAAAGGUCCAGAUGUUGACAUCGAAGGUUCAGGAGGAUUUAAGAUGCCAAAGAUGAAAAUGCCAUCCUUUGGAUUCAAAGGACCUAACCUGGAGGGUCCGGAUGUCGAUCUCAACCUACCUAAAGCUGACAUUAAUGUUGAAGGUCCAGAAAUUGACAUUGAAGGGUAUGAUGGUAAAAUCAGAGGGCCAAAAUUCAAGAUGCCUUCAAUGUCAGGAUCAAAGGUAUCAAUGCCAGAUAUGGAUUUCAACCUGAAAGGUCCAAAGGUAAAGGGAGAUUUUGAUGUGUCAGUCCCCAAGAUCGAAGGAGACCUCAAAGCACCCAAAGUAGACAUUGAAGGUCCAGAUGUUGACAUUGAAGGUUCAGGAGGAUUUAAGAUGCCAAAGAUGAAGAUGCCAUCAUUUGGAUUCAAAGGACCCAAACUGGAGGGGCCAGAUGUUGAUAUCAACCUUCCUAAAGCUGACAUUGAUAUUAAGGGGCCCAACGUUGACAUCAAAGGUCCAGAACUGGACAUUGAAGGCCCAGAUGGUAAAAUCAAAGGUCCGAAAUUCAAGAUGCCUUCCAUAUCAGGACCAAAGAUCUCCAUGCCUGAUGUGGACUUCAACCUGAAAGGUCCAAAGAUGAAGGGAGAUGUUGAUAUGUCAGGAGACCUCAAAGCACCCAAAGUAGACAUUAAAGGUCCAGAUGUUGACAUCGAAGGUUCAGGAGGAUUUAAGAUGCCAAAGAUGAAAAUGCCAUCCUUUGGAUUCAAAGGACCUAACCUGGAGGGUCCGGAUGUCGAUCUCAACCUACCUAAAGCUGACAUUAAUGUUGAAGGUCCAGAAAUUGACAUUGAAGGGUAUGAUGGUAAAAUCAGAGGGCCAAAAUUCAAGAUGCCUUCAAUGUCAGGACCAAAGGUAUCAAUGCCAGAUAUGGAUUUCAACCUGAAAGGUCCAAAGGUAAAGGGAGAUUUUGAUGUGUCAGUCCCCAAGAUCGAAGGAGACCUCAAAGCACCCAAAGUAGACAUUGAAGGUCCAGAUGUUGACAUUGAAGGUUCAGGAGGAUUUAAGAUGCCAAAGAUGAAGAUGCCAUCAUUUGGAUUCAAAGGACCCAAACUGGAGGGGCCAGAUGUUGAUAUCAACCUUCCUAAAGCUGACAUUGAUAUUAAGGGGCCCAACGUUGACAUCAAAGGUCCAGAACUGGACAUUGAAGGCCCAGAUGGUAAAAUCAAAGGUCCGAAAUUCAAGAUGCCUUCCAUAUCAGGACCAAAGAUCUCCAUGCCUGAUGUGGACUUCAACCUGAAAGGUCCAAAGAUGAAGGGAGAUGUUGAUAUGUCAGGAGACCUCAAAGCACCCAAAGUAGACAUUAAAGGUCCAGAUGUUGACAUCGAAGGUUCAGGAGGAUUUAAGAUGCCAAAGAUGAAAAUGCCAUCCUUUGGAUUCAAAGGACCUAACCUGGAGGGUCCGGAUGUCGAUCUCAACCUACCUAAAGCUGACAUUAAUGUUGAAGGUCCAGAAAUUGACAUUGAAGGGUAUGAUGGUAAAAUCAGAGGGCCAAAAUUCAAGAUGCCUUCAAUGUCAGGACCAAAGGUAUCAAUGCCAGAUAUGGAUUUCAACCUGAAAGGUCCAAAGGUAAAGGGAGAUUUUGAUGUGUCAGUCCCCAAGAUCGAAGGAGACCUCAAAGCACCCAAAGUAGACAUUGAAGGUCCAGAUGUUGACAUUGAAGGUUCAGGAGGAUUUAAGAUGCCAAAGAUGAAGAUGCCAUCAUUUGGAUUCAAAGGACCCAAACUGGAGGGGCCAGAUGUUGAUAUCAACCUUCCUAAAGCUGACAUUGAUAUUAAGGGGCCCAACGUUGACAUCAAAGGUCCAGAACUGGACAUUGAAGGCCCAGAUGGUAAAAUCAAAGGUCCGAAAUUCAAGAUGCCUUCCAUAUCAGGACCAAAGAUCUCCAUGCCUGAUGUGGACUUCAACCUGAAAGGUCCAAAGAUGAAGGGAGAUGUUGAUAUGUCAGGAGACCUCAAAGCACCCAAAGUAGACAUUAAAGGUCCAGAUGUUGACAUCGAAGGUUCAGGAGGAUUUAAGAUGCCAAAGAUGAAAAUGCCAUCCUUUGGAUUCAAAGGACCUAACCUGGAGGGUCCGGAUGUCGAUCUCAACCUACCUAAAGCUGACAUUAAUGUUGAAGGUCCAGAAAUUGACAUUGAAGGGUAUGAUGGUAAAAUCAGAGGGCCAAAAUUCAAGAUGCCUUCAAUGUCAGGACCAAAGGUAUCAAUGCCAGAUAUGGAUUUCAACCUGAAAGGUCCAAAGGUAAAGGGAGAUUUUGAUGUGUCAGUCCCCAAGAUCGAAGGAGACCUCAAAGCACCCAAAGUAGACAUUGAAGGUCCAGAUGUUGACAUUGAAGGUUCAGGAGGAUUUAAGAUGCCAAAGAUGAAGAUGCCAUCAUUUGGAUUCAAAGGACCCAAACUGGAGGGGCCAGAUGUUGAUAUCAACCUUCCUAAAGCUGACAUUGAUAUUAAGGGGCCCAACGUUGACAUCAAAGGUCCAGAACUGGACAUUGAAGGCCCAGAUGGUAAAAUCAAAGGUCCGAAAUUCAAGAUGCCUUCCAUAUCAGGACCAAAGAUCUCCAUGCCUGAUGUGGACUUCAACCUGAAAGGUCCAAAGAUGAAGGGAGAUGUUGAUAUGUCAGGAGACCUCAAAGCACCCAAAGUAGACAUUAAAGGUCCAGAUGUUGACAUCGAAGGUUCAGGAGGAUUUAAGAUGCCAAAGAUGAAAAUGCCAUCCUUUGGAUUCAAAGGACCUAACCUGGAGGGUCCGGAUGUCGAUCUCAACCUACCUAAAGCUGACAUUAAUGUUGAAGGUCCAGAAAUUGACAUUGAAGGGUAUGAUGGUAAAAUCAGAGGGCCAAAAUUCAAGAUGCCUUCAAUGUCAGGACCAAAGGUAUCAAUGCCAGAUAUGGAUUUCAACCUGAAAGGUCCAAAGGUAAAGGGAGAUUUUGAUGUGUCAGUCCCCAAGAUCGAAGGAGACCUCAAAGCACCCAAAGUAGACAUUGAAGGUCCAGAUGUUGACAUUGAAGGUUCAGGAGGAUUUAAGAUGCCAAAGAUGAAGAUGCCAUCAUUUGGAUUCAAAGGACCCAAACUGGAGGGGCCAGAUGUUGAUAUCAACCUUCCUAAAGCUGAUAUUGAUAUUAAGGGGCCCAACGUUGACAUCAAAGGUCCAGAACUGGACAUUGAAGGCCCAGAUGGUAAAAUCAAAGGUCCGAAAUUCAAGAUGCCUUCCAUAUCAGGACCAAAGAUCUCCAUGCCUGAUGUGGACUUCAACCUGAAAGGUCCAAAGAUGAAGGGAGAUGUUGAUAUGUCAGGAGACCUCAAAGCCCCCAAAGUAGACAUUAAAGGUCCAGAUGUUGACAUCGAAGGUUCAGGAGGAUUUAAGAUGCCAAAGAUGAAAAUGCCAUCCUUUGGAUUCAAAGGACCUAACCUGGAGGGUCCGGAUGUCGAUCUCAACCUACCUAAAGCUGACAUUAAUGUUGAAGGUCCAGAAAUUGACAUUGAAGGGUAUGAUGGUAAAAUCAGAGGGCCAAAAUUCAAGAUGCCUUCAAUGUCAGGACCAAAGGUAUCAAUGCCAGAUAUGGAUUUCAACCUGAAAGGUCCAAAGGUAAAGGGAGAUUUUGAUGUGUCAGUCCCCAAGAUCGAAGGAGACUUCAAAGCACCCAAAGUAGACAUUGAAGGUCCAGAUGUUGACAUUGAAGGUUCAGGAGGAUUUAAGAUGCCAAAGAUGAAGAUGCCAUCAUUUGGAUUUAGAGGACCUAAACUGGAGGGUCCAGAUGUGGAUCUUAACCUACCUCAAGCUGAUAUUGACAUCAUGGUACCUAGUGUUGACAUUUCACGUACAGAUCUCGACAUCAGAGGUCCUGAUGCAAAGUUGUCAGGUGGUUCCCUUGAUAUGGGAAGUCCCAGUUUCAGUUUUGAAAAACCAGACAUCAAGUUUCCAAAGUUCAAAGGUCCCAUGUUUGGUAUUAAGUCCCCAGAAGUUCAAGGUCCUGAACUGAAUAUUUCUCACAGAACGAUUGAUGUGAAAGCACCUGAGGUUGACCUUAACCUUGGGGAUGCAAAUAUCAAAGGACCUAAAUUCAAUGCACCAAAGAUCCAUAUGGGAGGAAAGAGCCCCAAAUUAGAUGUUCAUUUGCCAGAGGUUGACAGUAGUCUAGAAGCCCCUGAUGUUGAGGUUCAUGUCAAAGGAAAGAAAGGCAAAUUCAAACUACCCAAAAUCAAAGGGAAAGCAAAGAAACCUGAUGUCGAUAUUGACCUUGAAACAUCAGGUGUAGAUUUAGAUGUUGACUCUCCUGAGCUUCACCUGAAAGGAGCAAAAGUAAAGAAACCCUUCUUUGGAAAACUUCAUUUCCCCGAUGUGGAAUUUGAUGUAAAAUCUUCCAAAGUUAAAGGUGACUUGUCAUCUGGGAGCCUACAAGCCAACAUUGGGGGUCCAGAUGUAAACGUGGAAGUUCCAGAUGUAAAAACUAAGUCUAACAUGAAAUUUCCAGGGAUGAAAAUCAAAGGGCCCCAGGUAAAUGUCCCUGAUGUUGACGUAAAUGUGAACGGGCAAAAUCUGAAAGGAGAGGCAAGCCUCUCAGGAGGUUUUAAAGGUCCUAAGACAGAUAUCGGAGGAGGAGUAGAAGUAGACUCAAAUGUUUCAGGAUUCAGUGGACUACAUUUCCCAGAGGGACACGUAUCAUUCCCCAAAAUCAGUGUUCCGAAGUACCAUGGACCAGAGAUGGGAGUAGAUGUUGAUGCAGGGUUAGAAGCAGGGUUAGCAGUGGGGGGUGAGAAGGUUGAUGUGCAGACUCCUUCGGUUAUUGGUAGAGUUAGUUCUCCGAGCCUGGAGUUGCACGGCCCAGACGUGAAGAACAGUGGUGGUAAAGUGAAUGUGAAGAUGCCAAGGUUCGGUUUUGGCAAGUCAAAAGCAAAGGGAGGUAGUGCAGCGGAUAUUAGCUUUCAGGGGCCGGAUGCAGAACUGGGAGCCGGUGGUAGUGGCGGCGUUAAGGGCUCCAAAGAGUUGAGUUUAAGUCAUGGGGAGUUAGUAAGUGGCAAGUUGUCUGUAGAGGGAGGAUCUGGGCAUAGUGUGUCCCCUAAGAGCAAGUCAGCCUCACUGGAUCUUUUUAAGAAAUCAAGGCAUCGGUCUUCCUCUGUGGCGAGUGACGAGGGAGAUCUGGCUGUGUCUUCCCCCUCAAGUCACUUAAGUGCCGAGGUUUGCGACAUCUCUGUUGAUGUUGGGGGGGCCAAGGUGAAAGGAAAGAAGAGCAAGUCAAAGUUUGGCACCUUUGGUGGUUUUGGCUCAAAGUCGACGGGCGCAUAUGAAGUGACACUGGGUGAAGAUAAUGAAGAGAGAGUAGAGGGAAGUGGUGGUGUAUCUCUCCCCUCUAAAAAGUCGAGAAUCGCCUCGUCUUCCAGCAGCGACAGUGGGUCUAGAGGUGGUUUCCAUUUCCCAAAACUUGACUUUUCCAUGUCACCAAAGAAAUGAAUGAAUUGUUGAGGCUAAUUAUAAACUCUCUCGUAUACUACCCAAUUAUCUUCUCCAUAUACACAACAGCCCUAUCUGCUCAAGAAUUUAAAACUUGACAGAUGAGUUCACAUCUCAUCUCAAUGUAACAUUACGUGUGUUUUUUUCCCGUAGGACUUUCUCCACACAUUUGACUUAUUACAUGACAUUGUUCAGACUUCAAUUUAACUGUAAAUAAGAUGAAUCUGUAUUGUAAUAUUAAGUAUUGUCUUUUGUACAUAGUCAAAAUUUAUUGAGCAUUAAAUCUCACCAAAUUCAUACCAAUAGUGCCUCACAUGUUUAGUCCCAUUGUUGUAUUGCAUUCUGUUAAAAUGCAUUUUGUCAAGAUUAGGUAUUUUUAUAUCCAGGGUUCUAUUGCACAAAAAAUAGUAUAGAUUCAAUUGUUAUUUUUAAGAAAAGUAUGUUUGUACACACAGACACACAGCAAAAAAACAACAACCUCAAUAAAUACUUUUCGUUUUUUAUGUAUGAAAUGAUUUACUUUUGUUUUUGAAACUUUGGAUAUGUAAUUGUUGCAGAAGCUUAUUUACUCAACUUAAAGCCGUCCCUGUCUACCAAUGCAGUUAGAGAACAUAAUUGCAAAUAAAAACAAUGUUUCUGUUUACUAAUAAAUUAUAUUUACUGUUGUUAUUCAUCUUUGAGAGAGAGCAGGCAUUUUUUUAUAUAUUUUUUUACAUCCAAUUUGAUUAUUACAAUUCGUCCCUUUUCGCGUCAAAACCUUUAAUUUGAAUUCUGCUCAAAUGCCAAAAUGGAAGAUGCACUUUGAAAAAUAGUACAUCAUAUGCUGAAGAAUCCAUUUGCAUUUUUGUACAAUCAAGAUAUUUUAAAAUGUAAAGAAGCAAAUCAUGACAUCUCUCUCUCUCUCUCUCUCUCUCUCUCUCUCUCUCACCAUCUCUCUAUUUCUCUCCCUCACUGUCUCACUUAAUGCAAGUCUCUGGUGUUUGCUUACACUAAAGAAAAUGUAUGACUAUCAUGAAUAAAGAGUCAUGCUAUAUUUGUACCUGUAUAGCAAAAUAAAUAUCUGCAAAGUUAAUAACAGAGAAAGAAAGCAAAAAAAUGUAAUUUACUUUUAUUUGAUGGAGUUGUUAAUUGAUUUGAGUCUAUUGUGUCUCAUGUGUUUCAUUCUGCAAAAUAAAUCAAAUAAAUGGUUAACAUACCAA